This is a messenger RNA of Colletes gigas, 3758 nucleotides long. RefSeq names its product RNA-binding protein Nova-1 (gene pasilla). Gene Ontology annotation, cellular component: nucleus; cytoplasm. Lineage: Eukaryota; Metazoa; Arthropoda; Insecta; Hymenoptera; Colletidae. Gene Ontology annotation, biological process: mRNA splicing, via spliceosome; regulation of alternative mRNA splicing, via spliceosome. The transcript has 6 exons. Gene Ontology annotation, molecular function: mRNA binding. Bases 1189 to 2733 code for a protein of 514 amino acids. The record is from RefSeq and is a predicted model, not a curated record.
ACUUUGAGCGAUAGAAUUUUAUCUAGCAAGAUAUUCUAAUAAAGUAUUUAGGAAAGGAACACUCGACAAUUGUCUAUCUAUGUAAAGUAGUGAAUAACAAUGUGUUGAAGUAAAGUUGAUGAAAAACGUAGCAACAUGUGGCGAUAAACAUUCUACGAUCUAAACAUCACGUCCGAUAAACGUCUAUGAUCGUCUAUAAACGUGCAUUUCAGAUCGUCGCUAAAAAAUCAAAGGCAUUUUACAUUCGUUUGCACAUGAACUAUGAUGUCAUACCGCAGUGCGCACCAACGACAACGAGAUUAACGGCCUUGGCGGGGAAAAUAGUUUUUACAGCGUAGACAGUUUUCUCUUAUGUAUGAAUAUUAUUCAAUAGCGUAAUAAACUAGAAAAUUCAAGUUAACCUCUCUAUAAUACGUAAUCAUCACUUACGAGUGGCAUAUCACUAUAAAUUACACAUUACAACACUGAACGGUGAAAUCGAUCAAUGAAACGAUUUAUUGAUUUUACUUCGAUUUAAGACGGACCUGUUCAUGAAAUUUGUUACACGAGACGAGACUUUGAACCAUUUGUCGUGAAAUACAUACAUAUCUGUUAAAUCGGUUAGGUGAGUUACGAAAGCAGCAAAGCAAUACCAAUAAAUUAUAUAAUAUAUAUAACAUCGAAUUCUCGAUCGUGGAAGCGAAUUGUAUUAAUAAGUAGAAAUUUUCUUGGACCGGGUACAAAGACGAUUAAUAAAUGAGUUUUGCACGGAGAACAAAUUUUCCCGUUCGAUAUUUUGUUCGAACACGUAUGAAAAAUAUAUGUGAAUCGAUGCAUCAAAACCCCAAGGUAAAACGCCCUUAGUGCAGGUCUAACGUUACGCCCCUGGUGUACGGAGACCGCGAGGGCUGGUGGGAAAGAGCAAGAGAGAUGAUUUGACGAUCAGAACCGAUUGAAACGAGAUGGCGACCGAGGGCGAGAGAGGAACGUGAGGGCCGAGGCACACACCAUCGAGUAUCAACCAGCUGGUUGGCAAGGGAGCCGCGAGCAGUCGCCAGUGAGCCGCGGCACCCCGCGAGAGAGUGUCCGCUGUUUGUCGUCCGUACGUUCGUACGUACGUCCGUGGUCGGUCUCCCUUCCUUUUUUGCCUGAAAUCAGCUAUCGUGGUCGUGCGUGCGUACGUUCGUUCGUUCGUCCGAUUUCUGAGUGAUGGCCGCCGAUUCAGGAAUGGAGACGUGUCCCUCCCCGGAGAUUGCAGACUCCAGGAAGCGGCCACUUGAUUGCGACACGGAAAAUGGCGCGACGAAGAGGUCACAUUACGGAUCAGGAGGAGAUGGAACAUAUCACCUCAAAGUAUUGGUUCCUGGUGUGGCUGCGGGAGCUAUUAUUGGAAAGGGUGGAGAUACGAUUGCCCAAUUACAAAAAGAUACAGGAGCCAGAGUCAAAAUGUCUAAAUCUCAUGACUUCUACCCAGGAACCACAGAAAGGGUAUGCUUAAUAACGGGUAGUUUGGAAGCCAUAAUGGCAGUUAUGGAUUUUAUUAUGGACAAAAUACGUGAGAAACCAGAUCUCAUGUUAAAAACAACCGUUGACUUUGAAUCUGGAAAAACUACGGCAGAGAGAGACAAGCAGGUAAAAAUUUUGGUGCCUAACAGCACUGCAGGAAUGAUAAUAGGUAAAGCUGGUAAUUAUAUUAAACAAAUUAAAGAAGAAUCUGGCUCGUAUGUUCAAAUAAGUCAAAAAGCAAAGGACGUGUCUUUGCAAGAAAGGUGUAUAACGGUAAUCGGAGAGAAAGAGAAUAAUCGUAAUGCAUUAAUGAUGAUAUUAACAAAAGUAGCGGAUGAUCCACAAAGUGGUACAUGUCCUAAUGUUAGUUACGCUGACGUAAGUGGUCCUGUAGCUAAUUACAAUCCUACAGGCAGCCCGUACGCUCAAGCUCCAACAAGUACUCCCACGUAUACUUCUACAGCUGGCAUUAACACUGUAAGUCUGUUGAACGGUGCCGGACUCAGUUUAAAUUUGAACUUAGGAGCUGCAAUAACAGCGGGUACAACGCCCGUGACAACGCAAUUAUUAGAACAUAUAAAGUUAAAUUUACGAACAUCCGGUUUCUCGGAACCUGCUGCUACUGAAAUUUUAUCUGCUAUUGCAACUCUCGCUAAGUAUAACAUCCUCGGAAUGGGAAUCGGGAUGCCGUCAAGCAUGAGUUAUCUUGGAAAUCCUAUGGAUAGUACGACAACUGCGAACGGUUCGAACAAUAACGGCGGCGUGUUUGGGCCAAUUGGAACAGUACCUGCUCUUGGAUCUACUUCUCCUACGCCACGCAAUACACUUGACAGAUACGAGCCUUUUGAUCCGUUCAGACAAAACAACACAGCCGCCAGUGCUAUUCAUCUAAACAACAAUUCGUUUGGCCUGGGCACUAACCAGUUAUCACUUGUAAGUAAGAGUCCUACACAGGUAGACGCCAACAACAAGGAGACCAAGAAAGUAGACAUAGAAAUUGCAGAGGUUAUAGUGGGAGCUAUUCUGGGACCCGGUGGUCGUGCCCUCAUUGAGAUUCAGCACUUAAGUGGCGCCAACAUACAAAUCUCUAAGAAGGGCAUGUUCGCUCCUGGUACCAGGAACCGCAUAGUGACUAUCACGGGUUAUCCUAAUGCGAUCAGCACUGCUCAAUAUUUAAUUGAGCAGAGGAUUAGCGAAGAGGAAGCAAAACGAGCACGUCAGAAUGCCCUCGCCAAUAUGAUCCAUUGAUUUCAAGUACAGCACUUUUGUUCAUCCCCAUUAUUGAGCUCCGUUAUUCACCUCUUCGCAUCUUGAGAUGAUGGCGCGGUAGCUCUCUUCUCCCUUUUUUAAACACUUGUCCACCACUAUCACCACCACCUUACCACCCGUUGUCAUCUAUCGCUACAUCACUAUAGCGCUUGCAUUCUCACAUCACUGUUCAUGCAUCCAUCAUGGCUCGUCAACAUUUAUCUAUCUUUUAAGAUUAUUAUGAUAUAUAAAUAUUACAUGUUAUAUGAUAACUACUACAAUUGUUCUGUGAUACACCACGUUACGGGGCUUUAUCACGAAUAACACACGUACCACAUCAGAGUCACAUAAUAUAUCUAGUUGUAUGGUAUAGCAUAUUGAAAGAUGGCAUGAUAAAACCUAUUGUUCCAUUAGAAACGAAAAUGGCACAAUUCAGCCAUAAUAUUAUUCUUGAAAGAUCGGGACAGAGAUGUUUACAUGGGUAAUUGUUUCGUUUUAUAAAAAUAUUAUUUUUUUCAUUUUUUUUUUCUUUUUUUUUUUUUUUUUCUCUUUUUUAAUUUAUAGAAGCAUAAUUCAACUACUGACACGAUGCGCGCUUAGUUACAACGUCAUACAGAACUCGUAAUUGAAUGACUUCGAUCUGACGAAUUCGUAGUUUGUUUAGUAUCCUGUAAUUGAACUGAGAUUCGUUUUAACAAAAAAAAAAAUUUCAUGAAUUGUUGUAUUGAACUGCUCCUUGAACUAUGAAAUGAUUAGGCUGUUUAAGCGACGUUACUCUUGCGUAACAUACUAUUUUAACAAGCUUCUUAAGUACAGAAUAACACCUUGGCAAAACCAAAGAUCUUACGUAUAUAAAGCAGAAAUAACUUGGCUGGAAGAUGGAUAUACAUACAAAGGAAAAGAUAUUCUAAGUAUAAAAAUAUAUAUUUAUAUAUGUACGAUGCUGGCUGGUCCAGUUAUACGAGUAACAUAAACACUUUAUUGCCAAGUUUUAUUCUCAAUCUCGAAGCUUUUGUUUCUCAAAA